ACGCGCCCGUGUCAGGAGCUCUCCUCGACAGCCUCGCUCAGCACCAUGUCCAGGCAGUCCAGCAUCACUUUCCAGACCGGCAGCCGCAGGAGCUUCAGUGCGGCCUCGGCCACCACCCCAGCCGCCGGCCGCUCCCGCUUCAGCUCGGUCUCCGUGGUCCGCUCUGCAGGCGGCGGUGCGGGGCUGGGCAGGAUGAGCAGCACUGGGGUCGGCUUCGGGAGCCGCAGCCUCUACAACCUGGGGGGCACCAGGCGGGUCUCCAUUGGGGGGUGCGGCAGCAGCUUUCGAGGUUGCUUUGGUGGCAGGGCCAGCAGUGGGUUUGGGGUCAGCAGUGGAUUUGGCUAUGGGGGCACAGCCGGAGGAGGCUACGGGGCCUCCGGCUUCCCUGUUUGCCCACCUGGAGGCAUCCAAGAGGUCACCGUCAACCAGAGCCUCCUGACUCCCCUCAACCUGCAAAUCGACCCCGCCAUCCAGCGGGUGCGGAAAGAGGAGCGGGAGCAGAUCAAGACGCUCAACAACAAGUUUGCCUCGUUCAUUGACAAGGUGAGGUUCCUGGAGCAGCAGAACAAGGUCUUGGAGACCAAGUGGGAGCUUCUUCAGGAGCAGGGCUCCAAGACAGUGAGGCAGAACCUGGAGCCUUUCUUUGACACCUACAUCAAUGACCUCCGCCGGCAGCUGGACAGCAUCACCACAGAGAGGGGCAGGCUGGACGCUGAGCUGAGGAACAUGCAAGACGUUGUGGAAGAUUUCAAAGUCAGGUACGAGGAUGAAAUUAACAAGCGCACCGCUGCAGAGAAUGAGUUUGUGGCCCUGAAGAAGGAUGUGGACUCAGCCUACAUGAACAAGGUGGAACUGGAGGCCAAGGUCAACUCUCUGACUGAUGAGAUCAACUUCUUCCGGAUGCUCUUUGAGGCCGAGCUAUCCCAGAUGCAGACCCAGGUCAGUGACACGUCUGUGGUCCUGUCCAUGGACAACAACCGCAGCCUGGACCUGGACAGCAUCAUCGCCGAGGUCAAGGCCCAAUACGAGGACAUCGCCAACCAUAGCCGGGCCGAGGCUGAGUCCUGGUACCAGACCAAGUAUGAGGAGCUGCAGGUCACAGCCGGCCGGCACGGCGAUGAUCUCCGCAACACCAAGCAAGAGAUCUCUGAGAUGAACCGGGUGAUCCAGAGGCUGAGAGCCGAGAUCGACAGCGUCAAGAAACAGUGUUCGAGCCUGCAAACGGCCAUCGCUGACGCAGAACAGCGUGGAGAGCUGGCCCUCAAGGAUGCCCGGGCCAAGCUAGUGGACCUAGAGGAGGCCCUGCAGAAGGCCAAGCAAGACAUGGCCCGGCUGCUGCGCGAGUACCAGGAGCUCAUGAACGUCAAGCUGGCCCUGGACGUGGAGAUCGCCACCUACCGCAAGCUGCUGGAGGGCGAGGAGUGCAGGCUGAGCGGAGAGGGCGUUUUUCCUGUUAACAUCUCUGUGGUCACCUCCACUGUUUCCAGUGGCUACGGCAGCGGCAGCAGCCUUGGAGGCGGAAGUCUGGGUCUCAGUGGGGGCAGCGGCUACUCCUUCACCACCAGCGCUGGGCACAACCUGGGCUCAGGCCUGGGCAGCUCCAGCUUCAGCGCCAGUAGCAGCCGGGGCCUUGGGAGCAGUGGCUCCAGUGUCAAGUUUGUCUCUACCACAUCCUCCAGCCGGAAGAGCUACAAGCAUUAAAAGCAGCCACCCCACUCCCCCACCCCUGCACUGAAGCCUGCCGGCUUGCUGACCUGGCCUGUCUAUACUCACAGACACGAUACCUGGGUCCUUCUCCUUCUUCUCCCCUGGCCCAUCUGUGCUGCCAGGAAGCAAGCCUGGUGUCCUGGCUAAACCCUAUUCCCCAGCUUAAGCUAGCCUCUGCCCUCCUGACAGUCCCCAGAGUGCCCCACCCCCCCGCCCUCUCUGUGCCAAUGCCCUCCCUCUCUCAACAUUUACAUAUGGCUUAUCUUGCGGAGACCACCCCCCUUCAACUCCUCCUUCUUCCUCCCCACCUUCCAGAUGCAAAGAUGGGGAGUGGGUGUUUCCCAGGCCAUCUCAAUGCCAGGUUGGCAGCCCACCUGUCCCACAAUGCUUAU
This is a messenger RNA of Lontra canadensis (Northern American river otter), 2099 nucleotides long. RefSeq names its product keratin, type II cytoskeletal 75. The coding region runs from base 46 to 1701 and encodes 551 amino acids. Gene Ontology annotation, molecular function: structural constituent of skin epidermis. The transcript is spliced from 9 exons. The record is from RefSeq and is a predicted model, not a curated record. Gene Ontology annotation, cellular component: keratin filament. Lineage: Eukaryota; Metazoa; Chordata; Mammalia; Carnivora; Mustelidae. Gene Ontology annotation, biological process: keratinization; intermediate filament organization.